Funneliformis mosseae is the source of this 123-nucleotide messenger RNA. The record is from the annotation of a GenBank genome assembly. NCBI's taxonomy places the organism in Eukaryota, Fungi, Glomeromycota, Glomeromycetes, Glomerales, Glomeraceae.
AUGAUCAAGGGAAAGAAGGUCACGCUGCUGGAGACAGCGGCAACGACAACAACUACCAUCACCAUCAUUACCAAACAUUCAGGGACAGUCAUUUUGUAUACUGGGUGUACAGAGCAUUCGUAA